Molecule: messenger RNA, 2633 nt
Organism: Nasonia vitripennis (jewel wasp)
Lineage: Eukaryota; Metazoa; Arthropoda; Insecta; Hymenoptera; Pteromalidae
Product: sperm-associated antigen 7 homolog
Exons: 4
Coding region: 922-2394 (490 amino acids)
Molecular function (GO): zinc ion binding; nucleic acid binding
Source: RefSeq, a predicted model, not a curated record
GAUCUCAUGUAGAUCUCAGUACGAAUUUCAGUCAUGAGAUCUCAUAUAAUAUUUUUACGCGGGAUUUGUUCCAAUUAAAAGAAAUCUGGGUUUUAUGUAUUCGGACCGACUUCCAAUUAAACCCGAUUAAUACCAAUUAACUAGUAGUCGUACUGCUCUAUUAUCUCAAUUAAAUUCGAUUAGAACCGAUCAAAAUGGAAUCGGCAUUAAUCGGGUCUAAUUGGUCAUUUUUAGCAGGGUGUGCUAAAGCAAUCGUACCAACUCAGGCACACUCUUCUCAGCACCCGGGAAACGAAAACAGAAAAAUAUUAUUUAUUUAUUUACAGAGAUAUAAGUUAUUUGAUUAAACCUUUUAAGUGUCAUCUGCGCGUGAGACGCGCAGUCGAUAGGGAUAAAUAAACAUAUUGAAUUCUGCCUUUUUUGAGCGAAAAGCGGAUUUCAUUUUUUGUGUGCUAGCUCGUAGCACUCAAUUUUGAUUUCGAUAUUUCUCGAAAACGCGAACACGCACAAACAACAGUUACCAAGGUUUUCUUUAUAAUUUUUAAUGCGCAGACGAUUUGAUAAAACUAAAUUAUUAUAAAGUUAAAAUAUAUAAUUCUGGGUUCCAACUUCCCGGACCUAUAGUAAUACAAAUAAAUGCAUAUAAAUGUAAAAUUUAUUUGUAGGUUAUUAACUUAUGAAUAGUUGAUAAUAAAGUCACAUAACAACAUCUAACAAUGCACUAUUGCUUAUCAUUCCUUGUUAACUGUUGUUCUUGAGUUAUUGUAGACCUUUUAGUAUAUAUGUAAUUUCUUCAUCAUACUAUCACAGUUUUACGCUACACAGUUAGACAGUCAACUUAUGUUUAAAUUGAUAAAAAAAUCUAUUGAUGUUUUUUAUUAAGAAAAAGAGUAAAAAGAACUACAUAACACAAGUAAAAAAAUGGAUUUACUUGGAUCUAUUCUUAACUCUAUGGACAAGCCUCCAUCAAUAUCUGUUUCGCAAAAAGCAUUAAUGAAAAGUGCUGACAUGGAUGAGUUCCGUCAAAUCAUUCUGAGAGAGUGGAAUAUUUCCGAGGCCCAAGAGGCGCCAGGGGAUGUUUACAACGAACUAACAGUCACGCUCUUCCGAAGACCGGAUGGAUCCUUGUUCUUCUGGAGGACGGAUCAACAACUGAGACGAUUCGACGAGUCUCUUUCCAAAGAGGAGAGAGCUCAGAUUGAAAGAUGCUGGCCAGCCAGCGAAAGAUUCUUCGAUUUCGAACUGAAUUAUCAGCAGGCAUAUGUCACGAGACAAGACGUACAAGACAUGAUUGAUGGCCAAACUCAGACAAUUCUUGGCAGCAUUCAAGAAAUGGUCAGACAGCUGACAACACCUGAUCUGGAGAAAAUCAAGGGUUCUGUACAAGCUCGUGCUAAGCCUACAUCCUCAAAGGAGAAUGAUACUUGCUUCGCAGGUCUCACGCACCCAGCUGGUGAGACAGCCGCAAGCUCGCGGAGCGCAGGCCGGCCAAAAUCUGUCCCCAAGAUAGUUCGUAAUGAAGUCAUCCCAAAACAAAACCAGCUCCGGUUCACCUCGACUCCGGUUACUACCUCGGCUACAAAGACGGUUGACAGGGAUGAUCUUAUGUCGAUGAACAUAAAUCUUGGCACGUUCGUCGAACAAUCUAACCAGAGGAACCACGGCAGAUGGGACUUAGAAGCAGAGGAUCCCUCGGACUCAGAUUCUGAGAGUAAACAAACAUUGGGUGCGAAAGGUUCCUUUGAGAAAGGAUCACGUGAUGGUAACGCUCUGCUCAAAACUGGAUUUGCAGGAGAUGGAAGAUUCGAAAGUGAAUCUCAGAACUACAGAGAUCGAAUUGAGGCAUCCAGAAUUGGUAAAACCAAAGGACAAACGGCUAAAGUUUUCUAUGCCAGUGACUGUCACAACGCCCAAGGACGGCAGAUCUGCAGAAGUUGUGGUAUGGAGGGCCAUUGCAAGGAUGCGUGCCCUCAUCCAGGCAAACGCCUAUGCUAUUAUUGCAAGAAGAUUGGUAGUCACGUUGCGAGCGAGUGUCGCAAACGCCAGGCCGACCUCGAAAGCCCUCAAGGAGGCUCGGCCAAUCCGCAGCCAUCCAAAAGAGGACGCUGGAAUUCCCCGAGAGGGAACAGCUCUAAUAGUUUCAGAGGAAACGGCUCUGGCACCUUCAGAGGCAGAGGCAAGCCCAAUCCGAACUCUUUGAGAGGAACCAGAGGCAGCUCGAGCAACCGAAGCCGUGGACGAGGACGUGGCGGAGCAGGUUUUCAGCAACGCCCUGGAGGCAACAACAACACCAGCUCAGGCUCGUCACUUCAGGUCAUCGUUGAGAACUAUGGAGACUCUCCGGAGGAGGGCGAUCAACCUGGCAGCUGGUUGAAUGAGGAGUCCUGGGACUGAGAGCUCUGCAAGUGAGAGGGAGUGUUGGAUUAUGGCUGAUGCCAUACGGCACUUGCUACGCUCCACUAGUUGCCUAGACUCUCUGCCCGCGUGCGGGGCCCCGCUCCGCCGGUAGUUCGGAGCUUGUACUCAUAGAGAGAGCACGUCGAAAUUCUUCAUUUAUCAUCAUUCAUAGUUUUUCUCUACUAGAUAGAAGUCCAUAGAUAGUUUCUUAAUAAAGCCUCGGUACUUAAUAGUCA